Messenger RNA from Phytophthora infestans T30-4, 474 nucleotides. RefSeq lists its product as uncharacterized. The transcript has 3 exons. The record is from RefSeq and is a predicted model, not a curated record. Lineage: Eukaryota; Oomycota; Peronosporomycetes; Peronosporales; Peronosporaceae. Bases 1 to 474 code for a protein of 157 amino acids. Gene Ontology annotation, molecular function: protein binding.
AUGAGUUCUUGUUCACCUUUGCAACUAAGUGCGUCUUUCAAACGCUACUAUGCUCAGCUCCGUCACCCCACCUUCGCCCCAGCAAACACUCCGUUGCACGUGGCUGCUCUUAAUAACGACUACAACCGUGUGCAUCGACUCCUGACCGAGGGUGGCGGGGACCCGAACAUCACCGACCAGACCGGAUGUACCGCACUUAAUCACGCAGCACUUCUUGGAAACGCGAAAAUCUGCGAGUUGCUGAUCACGACCGGAGCCAUUAUAAAUGACGCAGCUCACGAUGGAAGCACACCGCUUCAUAAAGCUGCACAGGGUGGACGCACCCAUAUUGUCGAAUUAUUGCUUCGGGAAGGAGCUGACCCGUUUGCAAAAGGGGAAAACGCGUAUACCAUUGCCAGUCAUCGAAACCAUGUGCAAGUAGCGAUGCUGUUGUAUCCAUACUCGGUACUACCAGAAGAGAAGUGCUUGGAAUAG